Arachis stenosperma is the source of this 1857-nucleotide messenger RNA. Its product is annotated as zinc finger protein GAI-ASSOCIATED FACTOR 1-like. Lineage: Eukaryota; Viridiplantae; Streptophyta; Magnoliopsida; Fabales; Fabaceae. The coding region runs from base 151 to 1857 and encodes 568 amino acids. The record is from RefSeq and is a predicted model, not a curated record. The transcript is spliced from 3 exons. Gene Ontology annotation, molecular function: DNA-binding transcription factor activity. Gene Ontology annotation, cellular component: nucleus.
UCCUCAAAUAACUCCUUUCCUUUCCUUACUUUUCAGUUUCACCCAAAAACCAACCUCUGGAAUUUAGUGAACAACACAUACACACAGAAUCUUCAUUUCUAUUCACUUUUUAUCUUUUUCUUUCUUUUUUCUUUGUUUCUUUUAAAUUAAAUGUCAAACAUUUCAGGUGAAGAUGCUAAUAAUAAUAAUGGUAGUUUCUCCUCAGAAGAACAACUACAGGAGAAUGAAGAACAGCAACAGUUGCAAUUACAAAAUCACCCUCAUCAUCAUCAUCAUGGGUCAAGUUCUUCUAGUGCUUGCAAAAACAACAACAACUCCACAAGUCAAGAACAAAAGCAACAAGUUGGAAUCAAGAAGAAAAGAAACCAACCUGGAAAUCCAGAUCCAAAUGCAGAAGUGAUUGCAUUAUCACCAACCACAUUAAUGGCAACAAAUAGAUUCAUAUGUGAGAUAUGCAACAAAGGGUUUCAGAGGGACCAAAACCUUCAGUUACAUAGGAGAGGUCACAAUCUACCAUGGAAGCUAAGGCAAAGAGCAACAACAGAAGAGGCGAUGAAGAAGAGGGUGUACGUGUGCCCCGAAAAAUCGUGUGUGCACCAUAACCCUGCCCGAGCACUGGGGGACCUCACUGGUAUAAAGAAACAUUACAGCAGGAAACAUGGUGAGAAGAAGUGGAAAUGUGACAAAUGUUCAAAGAAAUAUGCUGUUCAAUCUGAUUGGAAGGCUCAUCAAAAAACAUGUGGCACUAGGGAAUAUAAAUGUGAUUGUGGAACUAUAUUCUCCAGAAGGGACAGCUUCAUAACACACAGGGCCUUUUGUGAUGCAUUAACUGAGGAAAACAACAGAAUAAAUCAACAAGGAUUAACAAAUGGGGUGCCACAAAACUUGCAAAAUGAACAAGUCUCUGAUCUUAUAGCCACAAUGCCCCUAAGCAACAGUAAUGCAUCAGAACUCAACAGCAAUAACCAUAACAAUCCACUGAGAACACUCUCACAAGAGAUUGUACCUGUGCCAUUCAAGUCCAUGAGCAUUGGUGGGGGCAUUUUCUCCCCAACAAGUUCAUCAUCAGGUACACUAUUUGGUGGUCCAAAGAGCAUGCACCCUCUUCCUACCUCUUCUUCAAGCCUUCAACUCAGUUCCAACAACUCCACUGGUUUCAAUUAUUUCCAAGAUAGCAGCAAGAACUUGGGUCUUGUUUCCAGCUCAGCUCACAUGUCUGCAACUGCAUUAUUGCAGAAAGCAGCACAAAUGGGUGCUGCUGCAAGCAGCAACAGCAUUAACUCCCCCAUGAUGCAAAAACCCUUUGUUACUACCAUGGCCGGUCCUGACCAAGUUUCUGGUGCUGCUACGGCUAUGCAGCACCAUAACCGUAAUAACCCUCCUUCCUAUGAUCAUCAUUUCAAUCAACAGGCUGAUCAAUUUUUUCAUAAAAGGCAGCAAGAAAUGCCACUGAUAUUUGAAGCUAAUAACAAUAGUAAUGAUGGGUCAACAACAAAUAAUGAUAUAGGAAUGCUUAGCACAAUGUUCAUGGGAAGUGAUCACAAUACACAAGAGGUUGGUGCUACCAGUUUGGUCCAUGAAAGAGACCUUGCAGAAGGAAAUAACCAAAUGGGGGCACCAAGGUUUGGUGUCAGUAAUGACAUGAAAACAGUUCAUGAUUUCUUGGGAGUUGGAGGGUCAACUUCAAGAGCUACAGGGAAUUUGCAUGAACCUCAGAGACAUCAUCAUCAUCAACAAGAACAACAGAGAUUGGAAUUAGAAGCAUUAAGCCAACAGAGGUUACCACUUAUUAAUCACUUUCAGCAUCACAUUCCACAUGGAGAUUCAACUAUGGAGAAAUCUGUUUGGGACAUAUGA